UGCAGAAGAUCCUGCAAACAUUGUAAAAUCGUUCUAGGAAAAAUACUGUUCAUUAGUGCUUGUGGAAAAAAACAAAUAAAAAGUCAGCAACAUGAAUGGAGAUCUUUUCCAAGAAUCCAGGUACAUUGAAGAGAACACUUCCCAGAAAGACGCAAUCUCUCUGAUUUUUUCCCUUAAAGAAGAAGUUGGAGCCUUGGCUAAAGUCCUUCGCAUAUUUGAGGAAAAGGGGAUAAACUUGACUCAUAUAGAAUCCAGACCUUCCCGGCUGAAUAAAGAUGAAUAUGAAUUUUUCAUUAAUUUGGAGAGCAAGAAUAUUUCUGCCCUUCCAGAUAUCAUCAAGACCUUGAGAGAUGACAUCAGAGCAAAUGUCCAUGAACUUUCACGUGAAAAGAGGAAAGAUGCAGUUCCAUGGUUCCCAAGAUCUAUUCAAGAACUGGACAGAUUUGCAAAUCAGAUCCUCAGCUAUGGAGCAGAACUGGAUGCUGACCAUCCUGGUUUCAAAGAUCCAGUUUAUCGGGCCAGAAGAAAGGAAUUUGCAGAUAUAGCAUACAACUACAGGCAUGGGCAACCUAUACCCAGGGUGACUUACACUGAGGAAGAGAAGAAGACAUGGGGGAUAGUCUUUAGGGAGCUGAAGACUCUCUACCCUACUCAUGCUUGCUAUGAACACAAUCAUGUGUUUCCACUUCUGGAAAAAUACUGCGGCUACCAAGAGGAUAACAUCCCCCAGCUUGAAGAUGUCUCAAACUUUUUGAGAAGCUGCACUGGAUUUCGCUUACGACCUGUGGCUGGUCUUCUUUCAUCUCGAGAUUUUUUGGGUGGCUUGGCUUUUAGAGUAUUUCACUCUACGCAAUAUAUUCGCCAUUCAUCAAAACCAAUGUAUACACCUGAACCUGAUGUUUGCCAUGAACUCCUAGGACACGUCCCUCUAUUUGCUGACCCUAGUUUUGCUCAGUUUUCUCAAGAGAUUGGGUUGGCUUCUCUAGGAGCUCCAGAUGAUUAUAUUGAGAAACUUGCAACGGUUUACUGGUUCACUGUGGAAUUUGGCCUCUGUAAAGAAGGCAACGCAGUUAAGGCUUAUGGUGCUGGUCUGUUGUCAUCUUAUGGGGAACUGCAGUAUUCUCUGUCAGAUAAACCUGUCACUGAACCUCUCAUCUUGGAAAAGACUGCAGUUCAAAAAUAUCCAGUUACUGAAUUCCAGCCUGUUUACUAUGUAGCUGAAAGUUUUGAAGACGCAAAACAAAAGUUAAGAAAAUACGCCUCAACGAUUUCACGUCCGUUUUCAGUCCGUUAUAAUCCAUAUACUGAAAGAAUUGAGGUUUUGGACAAUAUCAAGCAAUUAAAGAAUUUAUCAGAUGCUAUUGGCAAUGAAAUGGAACUUCUUCGCAAUGCUCUCCAGAAGAUCAAGUGAAACUUUUUUUUUCUUUUAACCAAGACAGUUUACUCAUAAUUAACAUAUAUUGCAGAAAAGUAACAAAAUCUAAUAUAUAAUAUGUUUAUAUGUAUAUCUAUACAUAAAUCCCUCUCCAGAUUUUGAUAUGAUCAUAUAAAUCUCUACAAAAUUAAUAUAAAUAACUCUUUAGCUAGGAACUAGGCCUUUCAAACAUGAUUUCUAUAGGAUAGUGUUUAUAUUGUUACACUAAGUCCUGAUAUAAACCAAUGCAGCGUAUAUAAUUAAAAAAGGAAAAUAGUAGGAAAAUAGUAGAAAAGAUUUAAUUCAUAUUUUAUAUAAGAGCUUUGCAUUUUGGAAGUGCAUUUAAUCAAGUGCUUUUAUUCUUUCCAAUCCAAUAUAACAUUGUGAAGGUGAUCAAGACUCUAUCAGCAGGGCAACUCUCUGAAAAUGUUAUGGAAGGGGACCAAAGUUGGGGUAGGAGAAGAAUUGGCAAAAGAAAGAGUGAAAUUGAAAGGUUGCAGAAAACAUGCUUGAGCACAUUUUUUUUUUAAAAAAAAUUGCGAUGCAUCUCUGGAAAGAAUUCAGGAAGCUACAUUGUAUCCAUACCUUUUGAAGUCUUUAUUAAUUUUACUUUUACUUUCUUACAGUGCUAAUUAUCUAUGAAUCAGAUGUGAAGAUUCUGUUGAUGUUAGGUAUCAUGUACAAUUGUAUAAUAAUGUCCAACAUGUUAAAGAUAAAUAUUUUAAAUUGAUCAACAGGGAUUGAUGUAAAGUUCCAUAGGUAAUCUAUCGGGAAGGAGAUAAUGGUGACAUGCAAAAGUCCAGCAUGCUGUGCAAAUAUAUUUUUUUCUUUCAAUACUCGUGUCCUACCUACAACUCUGUCCCAUUCUACACUUUACAUUUUACACAUUCUACGGAUGUAUUUUUGCUGGUAGAACUAACUAUCAAGAG
Molecule: messenger RNA, 2343 nt
Organism: Pantherophis guttatus
Lineage: Eukaryota; Metazoa; Chordata; Lepidosauria; Squamata; Colubridae
Gene: PAH
Product: phenylalanine hydroxylase
Biological process (GO): L-tyrosine biosynthetic process; L-phenylalanine catabolic process
Molecular function (GO): iron ion binding; phenylalanine 4-monooxygenase activity
Source: RefSeq, a predicted model, not a curated record